Messenger RNA from Salmo salar (Atlantic salmon), 2807 nucleotides. RefSeq names its product calpain-2 catalytic subunit. Gene Ontology annotation, cellular component: cytoplasm. Gene Ontology annotation, biological process: proteolysis. Lineage: Eukaryota; Metazoa; Chordata; Actinopteri; Salmoniformes; Salmonidae. Gene Ontology annotation, molecular function: calcium-dependent cysteine-type endopeptidase activity; calcium ion binding. The record is from RefSeq and is a predicted model, not a curated record.
GUCGGGUAAAACACUCGCUCUGACUUGUAGACAGACCACGCCUGAAACAAGGGGCGUAGAAGGAAUUUCUACUUUUCCACCAGUGAACAACAUCCCAACUAUUUUCCUCAUUUCACUGUGUCGACGCAGUCAGUCACCCGACCCGAAGAGAGGACAAGGACAAGGACAAUGGCUGGAGUGGCAUCAACGUUGGCCAAGAAGAGGGCUUUGGCCGCAGGAUUUGGCACUAAUGCCAAUGCGUCGAAGUACCUAAACCAGGACUUCGAGUCUCUGAGGAGCGAGUGUCUGAGUAGAGGUUCACUUUUCACGGAUUCCACUUUUCCAGCAGAACCUGCGUCCUUGGGAUUCAAUGAGCUUGGGCCGAGAUCUUCUAAAACCAGAGGUGUGCAAUGGAAACGACCUGGGGAGCUGGUGUCCAGGCCAGAGUUCAUCGUUGGCGGAGCCUCAAGAACUGACAUCUGCCAAGGCGGCUUGGGUGACUGCUGGCUCCUGGCGGCCAUCGCCUCUCUGACCCUGAAUGAAGAUGUCAUGGCCCGGGUUGUUCCUGCAGGACAAGGCUUUGGACGUGGAGAGUACGCUGGGAUCUUUCACUUCCAGUUCUGGCAGUUUGGCGAGUGGGUGGACGUGGUGGUUGAUGACCGGCUGCCAACGAAGGAUGGAGAGCUGCUGUUCGUCCACUCAGCCGAGGGCUCUGAGUUCUGGAGCGCCCUGCUGGAGAAGGCCUACGCCAAGGUGAAUGGAUGCUAUGAGGCUCUGUCCGGAGGCUCUACCACUGAGGGCUUUGAGGACUUUACAGGAGGGAUAGCAGAGAACUAUGACCUGAAGAAGGCUCCCUCCAACAUGUUCCAGAUCAUCGGGAAAGCUCUGGCGUCUGGAGCUCUGCUGGGCUGCUCCAUCGACAUCACCAGUCAGGCAGACUCAGAGGCCAUCACCAAUCAGAAGCUGGUGAAAGGACACGCCUACUCUCUGACUGGGGCUAUCGAGGUGAACUACCGUGGCCGGAAGGAGAAGCUGGUCAGGGUGCGUAACCCCUGGGGAACAGUGGAGUGGACCGGGGCCUGGAGUGACAACUCCUCUGAGUGGAACAGCGUGGAUGUUUCUGAACGGGACAACGUGAAGGCAGACGAUGGAGAGUUCUGGAUGUCCUUCUCUGACUUCACGAGGCACUACCAUCGUCUGGAGCUCUGCACUCUGACCCCAGACACACUGACCACUGAUGACGUUAAACACUGGAGCGUGUCUAACUACGACGGGGCCUGGAGGAAAGGAUCGACCGCUGGAGGAUGCAGGAACAAUCCCUACACGUUCUGGAUGAAUCCCCAGUUCAAGAUCAAGCUGGAGGAAGAGGAUGACGACCCGGGGGAUGAUGAGGUGGGCUGUAGCUUCGUGGUGGGACUCAUCCAGAAGAACAGAAGACGGAUGAGAAAAGCGGGAGAGGACAUGCACACCAUCGGAUUCGCCAUCUAUGAGGUGCCAGAACAGUUCCACGGCCAGAGGGAGGUCCACCUGGAUAAGAACUACUUCCUGUCUCACGCUCAGACGGCCCGUUCAGAGACCUUCAUCAACCUGAGAGAGGUCAGCACCCGCUUCAAACUGCCCCCUGGAGAAUACCUCAUCGUCCCUUCCACCUUCGAAGCCAACCUGAACGGUGACUUCUGCCUUAGAGUGUUCUCCGAGAAACAGGCCGAGACACUGCCCUGUGACGACCCGGUUAAGGCAGAACUAGAGGAUGAUACAGUACCCGAGGGGGAGGUUGAUGCUGGCUUCAGGGGCCUGUUCACUAAGCUAGCUGGAGAUGAUAUGGAGAUUUCAGCAUCUGAGCUCAGGAGUAUUUUCAACAAAAUCGUUGCUAAGCGAACUGACAUAAAGACGGACGGCUUCAGCCUAGACACAGCCAGAAUCAUGGUCAACCUCAUGGAUGACAGCGGUAACGGCAAACUGGGUCUGGGAGAAUUUGCAACACUGUGGAAGAAGAUUCAGAAAUACCUGUCCAUCUAUAAGAGCAAUGACAUGGAUGGUUCUGGCUGUAUGAGCACACCAGAGAUGAGGAUGGCCUUGAACAAAGCAGGUUUCAGCCUGAACAACACUCUCCACCAGGUUUUGGCAGCUCGGUAUGGAGAGGCCGACAUGACCAUUGACUUUGAUAACUUCGUGGCUUGCGUCAUGCGCCUGGAGAUGAUGUUCAAAGUCUUCAAGAAGCUUGACAUGGAUGACACUGGCUUCAUUGAAUUGGAUUUCUUUCAGUGGUUGUCAUUUUCCAUGAUCUAGAAGAUGGCAGCACAAGACCGUUCUCUCAAAGACCAGUCCUCCCAAAGACCAGUCCUCCCAAAGACCAGUCCUCCCAAAGACCAGUUCUCCCAAAGACCAGUCCUCCCAAAGACCAGUUCUCCCAAAGACCAGUUCUCCCAAAGACCAGUUCUCCCAAAGACCAGUUCUCUCAAAGACCAGUUCUCUCAAAGACCAGUUCUCUCAAAGACCUGUUCUCUCAGACCGUUCUCUCAAAGACUGUUCUCCCAAAAACCGUUCUCUCUCCCAGCUACAAAUAAACCAAAGUGGCUUUUCGAGAUGUUUCUUUUGACACACACUUUAUUACGUAACAGAAUGUUUUAAAGCUUAAUUUUAUGUUUUAUUUGUUUUAUUAGACAAAGACUAUUGAGAACUGCAGAUUAUAACCUAAACCUACUUUUGUGUUGAAAUGUAAGACGACAUUUCAAUCCUUUUUUUUAUGCAGCUUUUUUGUUACUUAUAGUUGUGUGUCCUUUUCACCAAAGAUAUAUGUGUUAAUAAAUAGCAUUGUUUUCCCAGUC